This is a messenger RNA of Stylophora pistillata, 405 nucleotides long. Its product is annotated as microfibril-associated glycoprotein 4-like. The record is from RefSeq and is a predicted model, not a curated record. Lineage: Eukaryota; Metazoa; Cnidaria; Anthozoa; Scleractinia; Pocilloporidae.
AUGACCUUUCUUCAAAGAAUGCAAGCGCAGCUUUCUAACGUACAAGACCUUGUGCGUGAAAUAAACACAGAAAAAGAAAGCAAAACAGUCAAGGCCCGAAACUGCGCUGACCUUUUCAAGUCUGGUGAGAGAAUCAGUGGAGUGUACACUAUAUACCCGGGUAGCAGCCACGGUACUUUCGACGUUUAUUGUGACCAGAAAACAGCUGGUGGAGGGUGGACAGUGAUUCAGAAGAGAUUGGACAGCUCAGUAGGUUUUUAUCGCGACUGGGCCGACUACAAGCGUGGCCUCGGUGACAUGAAUAGCGAGUUCUGGCUUGGGUUGGACAAGAUGAAUCAGUUUACCGAGGCAGGUAGGAACAGAAUUCGAAUAGAGCUGGAAGACACUAAGACACUAAGACACUAA